Messenger RNA from Cladocopium goreaui, 444 nucleotides. Lineage: Eukaryota; Dinophyceae; Suessiales; Symbiodiniaceae. The record is from the annotation of a GenBank genome assembly.
AUGGUUAUUGAGGCGCAGCUCAAGUCGAAGAAGAUGUACACCGAUCAAGUUCGGACCUUGUUCCACCUCAUGGAUGAGGACCAAUCCGGAGAACUCUCUGCCCACGCAUUCGAAGAACACAUCAAUGAGCCUCAGGUUGCGGCAUAUUUCCGGGCAUUGGACAUGGAUUUGAACAAUGCUUGGAAGCUUUUUACUUUACUCGAUCCCGACAACUCUGGCACCAUCGAUCUCACCGAGUUUGUGGAAGGCUGCUUGAAGCUUCGUGGCCCGGCGACCCGCUUGGACAUAGAAAUGGUGCUCAGCGUCGCAAGGAACACGGCCAAGAGACAGAACCAGCUGGUGGGCAAAUUGGAAAGUCUUGAGCGACGUGUAGCCAACCGGUGCCGCAGACCCUAUGGUGCAGGUGCACUUCAGCAGGAUCAAGAUGAAAAGUUUGAAUGCUGA